Molecule: messenger RNA, 1745 nt
Organism: Sabethes cyaneus
Lineage: Eukaryota; Metazoa; Arthropoda; Insecta; Diptera; Culicidae
Gene: Tbce
Product: tubulin-specific chaperone E
Exons: 5
Coding region: 108-1667 (519 amino acids)
Molecular function (GO): protein binding
Source: RefSeq, a predicted model, not a curated record
CUUUUGAGCAGAACAAGGAAAUCCUGUAAACAACUGGUGAAAAAAGUUGUAAAUUUUCGUCCAAAAUCGGUGCAACUCUAACUAGAAAGCGAACCAGUCGAGAGAUAAUGAUACCACAGAGCCGACUAGAACUGGGAGCUCGCAUCCGGAUCGGCCAGCACUAUGGAACCAUUCGUUACAUCGGAGAGGUGGCCAAUACCGAAGGCGAAUGGAUCGGGGUUGAAUGGGAUGAUCCACAACGGGGCAAACAUUCCGGAACGGUGAACGGUGUGGAGUACUUUUUGACAAGAAAUGAAAACGCAGGAUCAAUGAUUCGUAGCGAAAAGAUUCCUUCGUUUAUGACUUUGCUGGAAGCUAUAAAUGAUAAGUACAUUAUGACGAAGGAUACUUUGGGCUUGGAUGCGGAGAUGUUGAAAGAGGUACAGAAGCAGAUGCAUGCGUCCUUGUUUGAGGUUGUUGGAAUGGAGAAAAUUGGUGGCAAACAGAGUGACCUAAGCCACUUGGUUGACGUUUCGGUGGCAUAUUCGCCGGUUAGUUCCGCGGGAAAUUUGUCUGCUCUAACAAGUCUUUGUGCCCUGGACGUUUCGGCAACGCUUUUGUGGAAUUGGAAAAUUGUCGGCGAUAUGGUAGCACAGAUUCCCACUCUGCAGGAAAUUAAUCUCUCUAAUAAUCGGUUGGUUAGACCGACAGAUGAAGACAUCUGCUCGUUGGUUACUAAAUUCCAUGGUUUGAAAAAACUUAUAUUGAAAAAGUGCGCCCUCAGCUCCUGGCCGGAGCUGGUGCGUUUGGCUCGACUGUGGCCGAUGAUUGAGAAUCUCUCCCUCGAGGACAAUGAAAUACGUUUUAUUACUGAAGAAAGUUACGAAAUGGCACUGACAAAUUUACAAAGUUUGGAUCUUCAAAACAACCAGAUUAACGAUCCGCAAUCUAUUAAAUCACUGGGUCGACUGCCUGCUCUACAGGAGCUAUCGCUUAAUGGUAAUGGAAUUCGUCAGAUUGUGUUUCCGGAAGAGUGUCCCCAUACGGAAAAGAUCGCUCUAUUUCCCAAGUUGCGCGUGCUUUACCUACGCGAAAAUCCCAUUGCAAAUCAGUGUGCGAUUUUUAACGAGUUAGAUAAGUUGGCUGCCCUGGAACAUUUGACCAUGGACCCGGACCCGAGCGUGAGCUACGAGGAAACCGUUUCCCGUGCUGUCGGGUCGAUCGCUGGCCUCAAGACGUUUAACCGCUCGACUGUUGAGGAAAAACUGCGUCGUGACUCGGAAUGCGAUAUGUGGAAAAUGUACGCCGUUCAGUGGUAUUUGAUUCGGAACGAUGCCCAACAGUUGAAGGCAUUUUUCAAGGCACAUAGAAUGUAUCCGCGGGUAAUGGAAAGACUGGGCAGCCCGGAACAGUUUCUUCCCGACACUCGUAAGGUGUCCAACAUGCUGAAUCUACAUCUGUUGAACGAACGCACCGGAGAAAUGCACAAGAAAAAGGUCCCCAAGCAGAUAAAUUUGCAAACUUUGGAGAACUUAAUCGUCAAACUGUUCGGACCGCCGGCGGAUCGGCAGGGUGGUCUGCACCUGUCGCUGCUGGACAGAAAACGAGACGUCCGGAUUCCUCUAGAAAAACACGGCAAAAGUUUGGAUUUCUAUUCCGUCGAAGAUCAGGAUACCAUUGUGUUCUAGUAUUUUGUAACAUUGAACGACAAUGUCCCAGAAUUUCAACAAAAUAACUGAAAAAGAAAAAAUAUAUCUAUAUUUAUU